UUCUUCCCAUAUACCUUUUUCACAUGCGCAGACACAUGCUUCCUUUCUCUCUGUCUCUUUCCACUGAAAAAAUCUGAGUGAAAAUAUGGCAGAGAACUAAGAGAGUAACUCAAGAACCAAUGAGGAAGAACAAUAUGAAGUUGAGAAUCUUGGUUUUCUUCUUCUGCUCUUGCAUUGGUUUUCACUCUUUUGGUUCUGCUGCUUUGAAUGAAGAAGCAUCAGCUCUGCUAUCGAUAAAAAGGGCCCUUUUGGAUCCCUUAAAUAAGCUUCAAGAUUGGAAAUUGUCCAACACUACAACUCACUGUAACUGGACUGGAGUGUGGUGCGAUCCUCAUGGAGCUGUUGAAACUCUUGAUCUCUCCCACAUGAAUCUCAGUGGCCGUAUAUCAGAUGAUAUGCAACAGCUACGAAGCCUGUCUUCUCUCAACUUGUGCUGCAAUGGGUUCUCUUCAUUUUUGACAAAAGCUAUUUCCAAUCUCACUUCGCUGAUAAGCAUUGAUGUGAGCCAGAACUUAUUUGUUGGUAGCUUUCCGAUUGGGCUUGGAAGAGCAGCUGGUCUUAGUUUGCUAAAUGCUUCGAGCAACAACUUCUCAGGAUUUAUUCCUGAGGAUAUUGGCAAUGCAACUUUGCUGGAGACACUUGAUCUCAGAGGGAGUUUCUUUGAAGGCUCCAUUCCAAAAUCUUUCAAGAAUUUGCAGAAGUUAAAGUUUCUUGGACUUUCUGGGAACAAUCUCACCGGCGAAAUACCAGCAGAGCUGGGUCAGCUUUCAUCACUUGAGACAAUAAUAAUUGGAUACAAUGCUUUUGAAGGUGGGAUUCCAGCAGAGUUUGGAAAUCUCACCAAUCUGAAGUAUCUUGAUUUGGCUGUUGGCAAUCUAGGCGAUGAGAUUCCAGCUGGAUUGGGGAGGCUUAAGGAACUUGAGACGGUGUUCUUUUAUCAGAACAAUUUGCAAGGCAAGAUUCCUGAUGCAAUUGGCAACAUGACUUCUCUGCAACUUCUGGAUCUCUCUGAUAACAUGUUAUCAGGAGAAAUUCCAGCUGCGAUUGCUGAGUUGAAAAAUUUAAAGCUCUUGAAUCUGAUGUGCAACCAGCUGUCAGGAGCUGUUCCUGCUGGACUUGGAGGGUUGAAUCAAUUACAGGUGCUUGAGCUGUGGAACAAUUCACUUGCAGGUCCCUUGCCUAUUAAUCUAGGCAAGAAUUCAGCAUUGCAGUGGUUGGACGUAUCAUCCAAUUCAUUCUCUGGUGAGAUUCCAGCAGGCUUGUGCAGUGGUGGUAAUCUCACCAAGCUCAUUCUUUUCAACAAUGCCUUCUCAGGUCCAAUUCCCCCAAGCUUAUCAACAUGUCUUUCACUUGUUCGUGUUCGUAUGCAGAACAAUUUUCUUUCUGGGACAAUUCCAGUUGGGCUUGGUAAACUUGCGAAGCUUCAAAGGUUAGAGUUGGCAAAUAAUAGCCUGACAGGUCAAAUCCCAAAUGAUCUUGCUGCUUCUUCAUCACUUUCUUUAAUUGAUCUCUCUAGAAACCACCUCAGUUCUUCUCUACCUUCCACAAUUCUUGCAAUUCCAAAUCUGCAAACUUUUAUGGCCUCAUUUAAUAACUUAGAUGGUGAAAUCCCAGAUCAGUUCCAGGACUGUCCUUCACUUUCUGUGCUUGAACUCUCGUCAAACCAUUUCUCAGGAACCAUUCCAGCUAGCAUUGCUUCAUGUCAGAAAUUGGUAAAUUUGAAUCUAAAGAACAAUCAGUUGACUGGAGAAAUCCCAAAAGCAAUUGCAAUUAUGCCCUCAUUGGCAAUUCUUGAUCUGUCAAACAACUCUUUAACAGGUGGAAUACCUGAAAAUUUUGGCACCUCCCCUACCUUAGAAGUUCUAAAUGUUUCAUACAACAGGCUAGAAGGUCCAGUUCCUGAAAUUGGUGUUUUAAAAACAAUCAAUCCAGAUGAUCUUAUAGGCAAUUUAGGUCUCUGUGGCGGUGUCCUGCCUCCAUGCAGCCACAAUUUACUUACUGAAUCACAGCAGAAGGGCUUGCACACAAAGCGGAUUGUUGCCGGAUGGAUAUUUGGAAUUUCAUCAGUUUUUGCCAUUAUAAUUGCGCUCAUUGGUGCACGAUCUCUUUACAAAAGAUGUUAUUCGAAUGGAAGUUGCUUCGAAGAAAGUUUCGAAAUGGGCAAAGGAGAGUGGCCAUGGAGAUUGAUGGCAUUCCAGAGGCUAGGUUUCACCAGCAUGGACAUUCUAGCGUGUCUUAAGGAAUCCAAUGUGAUUGGAAUGGAAGCAACUGGGACUGUUUACAAGGCUGAGAUGCCUCGGUUAAACACAGUUGUUGCAGUUAAGAAGUUAUGGAGAUCAGGAACAGACAUUCAAACAGGAAGCAGUGAUGAUUUUGUUGGAGAGGUCAAUCUCCUGGGGAAAUUAAGGCAUCGAAAUAUUGUUCGGCUUUUAGGCUUUCUUCAUAAUGAUACUGACAUCAUGAUAGUAUACGAGUACAUGCCCAAUGGCAAUCUUGGAGAAGCCUUGCAUGGUAAACAAGCAGAGAGAAUGCUGGUGGAUUGGGUUUCUAGAUAUAAUAUAGCAGUUGGGAUUGCACAGGGACUUGCUUAUCUGCAUCAUGAUUGUCACCCCCCAAUAAUUCAUCGUGACAUUAAGUCGAAUAACAUACUGCUUGAUGCAAAUCUUGAGGCAAGAAUUGCCGAUUUUGGAUUGGCAAGAAUGAUGAUUCGGAAGAAUGAGACAGUUUCCAUGGUGGCCGGAUCCUAUGGAUACAUCGCUCCAGAAUAUGGAUACACCUUGAAGGUAGAUCAAAAGAUUGACAUUUACAGCUAUGGAGUAGUUCUGCUAGAACUUCUCACUGGAAAUCGACCAUUAGAUCCUGAAUUUGGAGAAUCUGUCGACAUUGUUGAAUGGAUUCGUAAAAAGAUUAUGGAUAACAGACCUUUAGAAGAAGCACUAGACAAAAACGUAGGCAAUUGCAAUCAUGUUCGAGAAGAGAUGCUGUUAGUUCUUAGGAUAGCACUUCUCUGUACUGCUAAGCUCCCCAAGGAAAGACCAUCCAUGAGGGAUGUGAUCACAAUGCUCGGCGAGGCAAAGCCAAGGAGAAAAAGUAGUGGUAACAGCAGUGAAUACAACAGGAAAAAAGACAAGCCUGUCUUUAGCACAUCACCUGUAAAUGGCCUUGUAUAGGGGCAUAAAAUUAAAUAGUUCCCUGAGCCAUUAUUGUUAUUAUUUUUUUUAAUUUCUCUUUUGUAUGUAGUAUUGGUUUAUGUUUGUAUUCAGUUGUUCCAAGUGUUGCCCAGAAAAUUAGCGGGUACAUGCAAUUUGAUUCUCCAAGCAAAUAAAAUGCUCUUUCUUGUUUGGUAA
Molecule: messenger RNA, 3347 nt
Organism: Hevea brasiliensis (rubber tree)
Lineage: Eukaryota; Viridiplantae; Streptophyta; Magnoliopsida; Malpighiales; Euphorbiaceae
Product: MDIS1-interacting receptor like kinase 1
Exons: 2
Coding region: 120-3170 (1016 amino acids)
Biological process (GO): protein phosphorylation
Molecular function (GO): ATP binding; protein binding; protein kinase activity
Source: RefSeq, a predicted model, not a curated record